AUGGCGUCACCAUCGAGAAAGAGAAGCCACUCGGAGAUGGGACAGUCUGCUGGCAGUGUAGAAUCUCGCUCUCCAAGUAAUGACCUCUUUGACCAGGCGUACUACACGUUGGAAGUUCGGAGGAUACCACACCCAUUCACUGAGAUCGAUUGGGAGAACGAUCUUCAGCGACUGGCCUUGAAUGAGGGCAUCCGACUUCCGAGCAAGCUUGAGGAUACCGAAGUCGAGGCCAUUGACUCAUCAAUGUCUGGUGUUACCAUUACAUCCGACAACACUAAUAUGCAGUCAUCGAUAAUGUCCCAAUCGACCGCCCCAACCUCAUGUUCCUCGAGCGAACGUCGCCCUAUGACGCAAGGCUCCAUGGUGUCCGAGACUUCUGCCCCCGCCGUCCAGCCUUCAGUAUUGUCCCCAACUUCGUCAAAAAGAAACUCGGUUUUUCGCGCCCGCAUGCGCAAGAUCGUCAGACUGAAGAAGAAAGAGCAGGCUAGCGGAUCGCCAGCGAGCACAUCGCCCGAGGCCAGUGAUGUGGCGAGCCCCGUAGACAGUGAGGUACAGCUGCAGAAAGAACCCGUGGAAGACGCUCCCUCGAUUCGAUCCCAGAAAUCCGAAUGGUCAGGCGCUGCACUUCCGAAGCCCAGCUUUGACGCCGAGGUUGAUGCUGCGGCCCUCAAACAAAGCCCAGUCUGUCAGGAGAUGGUCGAUCGUCGAAAGGAGCAACUCGAGGAGCGCGACCGAUUCGUUGGCUACCGGAGAGCGCUACUGGACCAGCUCACUCAUGAGCGCGAAAAGGCCAAAAGUGAAAGAAAGGCGGUCCAGGAUGCUGCUCUCGAGGUUAAAGAGGCCAAGGAUCAGCAAGAUAUUGAUGAGCUGGAGAAUAAGCACUUGGCGGAAGAGCUCCGUAUGGCGGAGGAGCACAAGUUCAGAGAACAGAUGAUGAACAGCCGACUUCGCCGGAUCGAAAGAUUCGUGCACAACCCUACGCCGCCUCCCGCACAAGCCUACACAGCAUCGACAUCUCCAACAGGCGCCCCCGAGGACGCAUCCAGGAAGACGACACCAGACUUGCCUACACGCACAACAGGCCCCGCUGACUACAAUCAUCUUGCGGAGCAGUACCGCGAGCAGAAAAAUUUGGUCCACGUAAAUGUGGCUAAGAUCAACGUGCUCCGCGGUCACCAGCAGAAGAGGCUAGACGCCUUGUUGGAGCGAAAGCAGCGGGAGUUGGAAGCUGUCGAGGAGGAGCAUGACCGGGAACUGGCUGCUAUUGACCAGGUUUUUGGCCACAAGGAGAAGGCACUCAACGAAAUUUUCCAAAGCAAGCGCCUCGCGCUGGAGUUGCACUGGUACCGAUACGCAACGUACGAACAAGAGAGGAAAGAAAAGAGCACGGGGCUGAAAUUUCCACCUUUACCACCAGUGACAGUUGAGUGA
Molecule: messenger RNA, 1431 nt
Organism: Cyphellophora europaea CBS 101466
Lineage: Eukaryota; Fungi; Ascomycota; Eurotiomycetes; Chaetothyriales; Cyphellophoraceae
Exons: 2
Coding region: 1-1431 (476 amino acids)
Source: RefSeq, a predicted model, not a curated record